AUGGGCAAAUUCGUACCCCGCCAGCGGAAGCACAAGCACCGCGUGCGCGAGGAGGAAGAGCGCCAGAAAGCCGCCGCCAAGGUUGGCGUCGCAUCUGCCAGUGAUGCGAACGCGGACGUCAUCCUGCCGCCGGCCAAGGCGGAGAAGGAUAAGAAAAGGGAGAUGAUGAGGGAUGAAUUGCGCGCGCUGCAACCGCAGAGCAAGAUCAGCAAGAAGAAGCAGAAGAGAAUGGACAAAUACAUUGACAAUAAGCUUAAGAAGGAGGAAAACCUUGAUAUCAUGAAGAAGCUCGCAGAGUUCAAGACAGAUACCAGCCUGAUGCAGAGCGCGAGACAGCUCACUCAUACCAGCAAAUCCAGACGAGAGAUUCUUGCCCGGGCCGCGCGGGAGAAAGAAGCUGGCAUUGAUGUCGAGAGGAACGAGACCAUACUCAAGGACGUAUCGAGGCCGGAGAAGAAGGAUCAAGGAUACCAUACCGAUUCAGACGAAGAGGAUGACGAGAAGGUCGAGAACAUCCAGAAGAAAGCAACAAACGGAUCCGUUGCAGCGCCUAAACAGGAAGAGGAGCAUACCAAGAAGAAGAACCCGGCGGCAUCUGCGGCUUCCUUCGGAAGUGGAUUGAAAAGGCCCCUUGAGCUGGAUGACGAUGGGAGACCUGUGAUCAAGAAGAGAAAAAGGGCAGCAAAGCCCAAUUUGAAGUUUACGGCGCCUCAAACGGAGCCUGAAUGGGAAGGUUUCAGCUCAGAGGGAGGGGGAUCUGCUGAUGAUGACGAUGACAGCAGCGCCAGCGGUUGGAGUGCAGUGUCGGGUGAAGAGGAGGGCUCCGAGGACGAAGAGAUGGAAGAGGAGGAAGGGUCAGAUGAUGAGGACGAUGAUGAAGAGAGUUUAGACGAGGAUGAGUCGGAUGAGUCCGAGGAUGGCGCGAAAAAGCAGGAGAAAAAAGAAAGGUCUUCAGCUUUCAAAGCCUGGGCAACAGCCGAGAGAAACAAGACGGUUGGAUAUACACCUUCGACGAACAUCGAGGCACUUCCUCAAUUACCAGCAAAACCAUUUCAACCUCGAGCCCCCGAAGAAGACCCUCUACCACCGGAAUUGGCAACGAAGACAGCCACCGAUGCUUGGAGGAAAGCGUACAGUGUGACGGUGGAGCGGCCCGAGGAUGUUCAAGAGGGGCGUUUGAAGCUCCCUGUCGUGGCGGAGGAACAAAAAAUCAUGGAAGCAAUCCAUAACAAUGACGUUGUUGUCGUUUGGGGGGCGACAGGUAGCGGAAAAACCACCCAAGUCCCGCAAUUCUUGUUCGAAGCCGGAUAUGGAGAUCCAAAUGGCCCAACACCUGGCGUGAUUGGUGUCACCCAACCUCGACGAGUUGCAGCGGUCAGCAUGGCCAACCGCGUGGGCGUGGAACUCGGAAGUGCUGGUAAGAGGGUUGGCUACCAGAUCCGUUUCGAUUCUUCCACCGGGGAUGAUACAGCCAUCAAGUUCAUGACGGACGGUAUCUUGCUCCGCGAGAUUGCUCAAGACAUCUCCUUACCUGGUUACUCCGCCAUUGUCAUUGAUGAAGCACACGAGCGUAGCGUCAACACCGACAUCCUCAUAGGAAUGAUGAGUCGUAUUGUUGACUUGAGACGGAACCUUAUGAAGGAAGACCCCAAGGUCAAGCCUCUUAAGCUAGUCAUCAUGUCUGCCACUCUUCGCAUUUCGGAUUUCACCGAAAAUACGCGUCUCUUUAGAUUUGGCUCGCCUCCAUUGCUCAAGGCAGAGGGAAGGCAGUACCCAGUUACGGUCCAUUUCGCUAGACGGACCAGGAUGGAUUACAUCGAGGAGGCCUUUCAAAAGAUCAAGCGAGGUCACAGGAAAUUGCCUCCAGGCGGAAUGCUUGUGUUCAUGACCGGUCAAAGUGAGAUCAACACGCUGGCGAAGCGGCUGAAGCAAGAAUUCCCAUCAACACAGGGAGCAGAGGUCAAGCAACCGCCAGUUCGUAUUUCCGCGGCUGACGCUCCGCUCGAGGCGGAAGACCUCGAAAUCGGUGAUGACAAGAACCCGGACGACUAUGACGAUGGUUCUGAUGAGGACUCGGAGAUCCACGGUCUCGAUGACGAUGAUGACAAGGACUUCGACAUUGCAGAGGAGGGCGAGGAAACACCAACGCUGAAAGUGCAUGUGCUCCCGCUGUACUCGCAACUGCCGACAAAACAACAGAUGAGAAUCUUUGAGUCACCACCGGAGGGAUCGCGCUUGAUCGUACUUGCCACCAACGUCGCCGAGACCAGUUUGACAAUUCCUGGAAUUAGAUAUGUCUUUGACUGCGGUAGGUCCAAGGAGAGAAUAUAUGACCAGACUACAGGCGUCCAGAGCUUCGAGGUUGGGUGGAUCAGCAAAGCUAGUGCAGAGCAACGCGCAGGGCGAGCCGGUCGUACUGGGCCGGGUCACUGCUACAGAUUCUACUCGUCUGCCGUGUACGAGCGAGAUUUCAAGCAAUAUGCGGAGCCAGAAAUUCUCCGGACCCCCAUUGAGGGCCUGGUACUUCAACUCAAGAGCAUGGGUAUCCACAAGGUGGUCAACUACCCCUUUCCCACAUCUCCGGAUCGACAACAGCUUGCCAAGGCAGAGAAGUUGCUGCAGUACCUCGGUGCUAUCGACGGUGAUGGGAAGAUUACCCCUCAAGGCCGACAACUUUCCGUGUAUCCGCUCACUCCGCGCUUCUCCCGUAUGCUCGUCAUUGGUCAGAACCACGGUUUGGCGGCCUACGUCAUCGCACUGGUCUCUGCUCUUGCGGUUCCAGAUGUGUUCGUUCCGGAGAAUCUACUCAACCUUGCCUCGGAACAAGUCGAUGACGAUCACAUCAGAACUCACGCAGACAACCUCGAGGAGGAAGCGAGGGACAAGCGGCGGAGAGCAUACAACUCAGCCCACGCCAGUCUAUCCCAGCUCGACCGCACCAGCGACGCCGCCAAACUCCUCGCCGCCCUCUGCGCCUUCGCUGCCGAACGCAAAAGGACGCCAGAAGACUUCGCCUCGGACAUGUUCCUCCGCCUCAAGGCGCUCCAAGAAGCCACCCAGCUCCGCCAACAACUCACCAACAUCGUCCGCAAGGAGAACCCCCGCUGCGGCAUCGCGACCUACGAGCCCGUCCUCGCGCCGCCCACCAAGGACCAACUCGCCAAGCUCAACUACAUCGUCGCCGCCGGCUUCGUCGACCUCGUCGCCCAGCGCGCCGACCUCUGCCCCGACCGCACCACCGACCUCCCCUCCCGCAAGCCCAAGCGCGCCACCGACGUCCCCUACGUCACCCUCUUCCCCAGCCACGACCGUGAUCAUCACCGCCACCAACCCGCCGACGCGCAGACCCAAUACGUCUUCAUCCACGCCUCCUCCGUCCUCGCCCACCACCCCGUCAAGUCCCUCCCGCAGUACGUCAUCUACUCGCACCUCCAGCGCGCCGCGCCGUCGUCUGUUGGUUCUAGUACCGUCCCCAAGGUCCGCAUGCACCCGCUGUGCGCCGUCACCGGCGCGCAGCUGACGGCCCUCGCCAAGGGCACGCCGCUGCUGCAGUGGGGGAAGCCGGUCGGGAAGAUCGUCGAUAAAGGUCGUGAUGGGGAGGGGAGGGAGAGGCGCGAGUGCUACGUCGUGCCGAGCCUGGUUGGGGAGAAGGGCGGGUUGGGGUGGCCGUUGCCGGCGAAGAGGGUGGUGCAGAGGAAGGAGGGGGGUGGGAAGGGGUGGGUUUUGGCGGAUGUGUUGGGGUAG
Molecule: messenger RNA, 3744 nt
Organism: Diplodia corticola
Lineage: Eukaryota; Fungi; Ascomycota; Dothideomycetes; Botryosphaeriales; Botryosphaeriaceae
Product: deah-box rna helicase
Exons: 2
Coding region: 1-3744 (1247 amino acids)
Biological process (GO): maturation of SSU-rRNA from tricistronic rRNA transcript (SSU-rRNA, 5.8S rRNA, LSU-rRNA)
Cellular component (GO): intracellular anatomical structure; nucleolus
Molecular function (GO): RNA binding; ATP binding
Source: RefSeq, a predicted model, not a curated record